This is a messenger RNA of Lolium rigidum, 1242 nucleotides long. Its product is annotated as putative pre-16S rRNA nuclease. Gene Ontology annotation, biological process: rRNA 5'-end processing. The record is from RefSeq and is a predicted model, not a curated record. The transcript has 9 exons. Bases 110 to 679 code for a protein of 189 amino acids. NCBI's taxonomy places the organism in Eukaryota, Viridiplantae, Streptophyta, Magnoliopsida, Poales, Poaceae.
CCGCCCCCCCGGCUCGGCCCUCCCUCGGAUAAAUCGGCUCGCCUCCGCAGGACGCAGGUCCAGCUCCAGCAAGGCAACCGACAGCAGUUGAAAGCAGAGGAGGCAUACAAUGAGGCUGCUGAAAGCGGAGGAGUUGUUCCGGAAAGUACUUGAGGGUGGGUCAAAGAAGCGAGGCCGGCUGCUUGGGCUCGAUGUUGGCGGUAAGUAUGUGGGGCUAGCCGUUUCUGAUCCCCAAAACAAGAUUGCCUUGCCUCUAAGUGUCUUGGGUAGGACAAAGACAAACAUCGACUUGAUGGCGGACGAUUUCAAAACACCUGCUGCCCGGCAUCCAAGCAUGCCCGUAUCACCGAGAAGAUCCAAGGUUAAGAAGUACUCCCUCAAAGGGCUUAUUGUGGGUUAUCCAUUCAACUUACAGGGGCAAUCUUCUCCAGAUGCAAUACAAGUAAGCCUUCUUGUUGGAGAACUUUCUAAAACUGGGAAACUUGAUGAUUUGGGCUACACAUAUUGGGAUGAAAAUUUUACCUCAAAGUGUGUGGAAGCCCUUCUAAAUCCUCUGAAACUAAAUACUCCGGUAGAGACCAAAACCAUGACAGAUAAGUUUGCUGCAGUUUGCAUACUCCAGGGCUAUCUAGAUAACAUGAACAGAGCUAUGAGAUCCACAGACGAUUGUAAAGAGUAAGGUGACACCUGAGCUCCAUGUACCUAAACCAAGAAAUAUCAUUUGGUCAACUUGUGCCUAGCGGUCAGGUCUCCCUUUAAAGCAUGGAUGUGAAACCAGUUCAAAUCAUGUCGGUACAUUGAUAUGCAGUUCUUCGGGGCGUGAAGGAAACUCUGAGCUGGUGCGUUGUUAGGCUUGUACAGCUGACAUAUUUCUACUGACAGUUCAUCGUCUGGCAAAAGAAGCUUUCCUGCUUAGCCGCUGAAGGCAAAUUUAUUAGUAGAUGAUACUAAACUAUUUGAGACUGUUCUUGCUUACUUUCUUUCUUUCAACCUCUGUUUGCUUAUUUUAGUUUUGGCAUUAGCAUAAUUGUGAUAACGCCUGCAUGCCAUAAAGCUACACGAGAGGUGCGAGACGCAUUGCCUAGACUAAUCUCGUCCUUUCCAUAAAUUAAGCAUGCAAAUGCAUUGUUAGCAGCCUGGGUAAUUAACCCCCUUCCUGCAACUUUCGGUUUGUUUGUCGAACCAAGAAUGAUCAGGUGAGCUGUUGGGCGAUGAUGUUUCCCUUUCUCCAAAAGGGCCAAA